Molecule: messenger RNA, 7669 nt
Organism: Hyla sarda
Lineage: Eukaryota; Metazoa; Chordata; Amphibia; Anura; Hylidae
Gene: UNC5C
Product: unc-5 netrin receptor C
Exons: 18
Coding region: 498-3389 (963 amino acids)
Biological process (GO): netrin-activated signaling pathway
Cellular component (GO): membrane
Molecular function (GO): protein binding; netrin receptor activity
Source: RefSeq, a predicted model, not a curated record
CCUUGUAACAGAGAACAGAGGCAGACACACAUUCUCUCUGCCUUCCACAUGCGUGUGCUCUCACACAGCUCCAGUGUACUACUAAUGCUUCACCUCAUGCUCCUCUACCUGUGCUCACUGACUCAAUGGGCUUUUAGGAUCCUACCUGGCCGCGCUCAACAACAUCACAUAGAUGUGUUUGCGAGAUUUUAAAAGCAUUUCUCCAAUGAUAUUUUUUCUUCCCCAGCUCCUUUUUCGUUUCCACUGAACGGAUUUAUAUUACUUUCUGACACAUUGCACAUAUUCUCUUCUAUCAAUAAGGGAUUCAUGAAGCUGGAGACUAGUCAGUGGUGGCUUUUGCUAUGAUGACCAUUUUGGCAUGAGAUCUUUGUGACUUAAAAGAGGAAAUAAAUGCACUUGAAAUUGUCUGCGUAACUAUUGGCAGACUCUCCCGGUGCUGAAGAAAGUGGAGUUUGCCCAGCUAUAGUGCCAGCCAGCUUGUUGUGCCUUCCAAUACCAUGAGGAAGGGUCUAGAAACUGCCAGCUGUGGUCUAAGGCUUGGAUACAUCCUGCAAAUGUGUUUCCUACCUGCCCUGGCCAUACUGACUGCCAGCAGUACUUUUGCUGCCCAAGAGUUUCCAAGACCCGGCCAACAGGACCCGAGACCAGAUGAUGACUUCUUUCAUGAAUUACCGGAGACAUUCCCAUCAGAUCCGCCUGAACCAUUGCCUCACUUUCUUAUCGAACCUGAGGAAGCGUACAUUGUGAAAAAUAAACCAGUAAACUUGUACUGUAAGGCCAGCCCAGCCACGCAAAUCUACUUCAAGUGCAACAGUGAAUGGGUUCACCAAAAGGAUCACGUGGUGGAUGAAAGAGUGGAUGAAACCACAGGUCUCAUAGUCAGAGAAGUGAGUAUUGAGAUCUCACGACAGCAAGUAGAAGAGUUGUUCGGGCUGGAAGAUUACUGGUGCCAAUGUGUUGCCUGGAGCUCUGCAGGAACUACCAAAAGCAGGAAAGCAUAUGUUAGGAUAGCAUACUUAAGAAAGACCUUCGAGCAGGAGCCUCUCGGGAAAGAGGUGUCUUUGGAACAAGAAGUUCUUUUGCAGUGUCGUCCACCUGAAGGAAUCCCGAUAGCUGAAGUGGAAUGGUUGAAAAAUGAGGAUAUCAUUGAUCCUGUAGAAGAUCGGAAUUUCUACAUCACAAUUGAUCAUAACCUUAUCAUCAAACAAGCAAGGCUUUCAGACACUGCCAAUUAUACGUGUGUUGCCAAAAAUAUUGUAGCCAAAAGAAGAAGUACUACAGCAACUGUAAUUGUAUAUGUAAAUGGUGGUUGGUCCACAUGGACAGAGUGGUCUGCAUGCAGUAAUCGAUGUGGGAAAGGUUUCCAGAAGCGUACAAGGAUGUGCACCAAUCCUGCUCCACUCAAUGGAGGAUCUGUCUGUGAUGGCCAAAGUGUCCAGAAGAUAAGUUGCACUACCCUCUGCCCAGAGGAUGGUGAAUGGACGGCAUGGAGCAAAUGGUCAACUUGUGGGACAGAGUGCACACAUUGGCGCCGCAGAGAUUGUGCCAACCCUCCGCCAAGAAAUGGAGGAAAAGACUGUGAGGGCCCUGUAUUACAGUCAAAGAACUGCACUGAUGGAUUAUGUAUGCAAAGCCCGAUUUUCCCUCUUUCACCCCGAACCAAUGAGCAGAAAACACAGAAGGAGUUUGGAUAUCCUUCUGCCCCAAGCUCAGACAAUGUCGCCCUUUAUGUUGGCAUCGUCAUUGCUGUGAUCGUAUGCCUUGCCAUCUCUGUCAUCGUAGCUUUAUUCGUCUAUCGGAAAAACCAUCGCGGUUUUGAGUCUGACAUAAUUGACACUUCUGCACUGAAUGGUGGAUUCCAGGCCGUCAACAUCAAAGCUGCGAGACAAGAUCUCCUGGCAAUUCCUCCAGACCUGACAUCUGCAGCAGCAAUGUACAGAGGGCCUGUGUAUGCUCUGCAUGAUGUCUCUGACAAAAUCCCAAUGACCAAUUCUCCUCUCCUCGACCCUCUUCCUAAUCUGAAAAUCAAAGUGUACAACUCUUCUGGAGCAGUAACACCUCAAGAUGAUCUGUCAGACUAUGCGUCAAAACUUUCUCCUCAAAUUACACAUUCUCUACUGGAAAAUGACACAUUAAAUAUGAAGAACCAAAGUCUUGCGAGACAAACAGACCCUUCAUGUUCUGCGUUUGGAACAUUCAACUCACUUGGUGGACACUUGAUCAUUCCUAAUUCAGGAGUGAGCUUGCUGAUUCCUGCUGGGGCUGUUCCUCAGGGAAGAGUUUAUGAAAUGUAUGUGACAGUGCACAGGAAAGAGAACAUGAGACCACCCACAGAAGACAGCCAAACGCUCCUGACCCCAGUAGUAUCGUGUGGACCUCCUGGUGCAUUAUUGACAAGGCCGGUCAUUAUAACAAUGCAUCACUGUACAGAAACAAAUGCAGAAGACUGGAAGAUCCAGCUGAAAGAACAGACUGUACAAGGACAGUGGCAGGAUGUGGUGGUCGUCGGAGAAGAGAACUUUACCACGCCAUGCUACAUCCAGAUGGACUCUGAAGCCUGUCACAUACUGACAGAGACAUUAAGCACCUAUGCACUGGUGGGACAAUCUACUAGCAAAUCCUCAGCCAAGCGGGUGAAGUUAGCGAUAUUUGGGCCAACGUCCUGCACGUCUCUAGAGUAUAAUAUUCGGGUUUACUGCUUAGAUGAUACUCAGGAUGCACUUAAGGAAGUGUUACAGCAAGAGAGAAAAGUGGGAGGCCAGUUACUGGAUGAGCCUAAGACUCUUCAUUUUAAAGGAAGCACUCAUAAUCUCCGCCUCUCCAUACAUGACAUCCCCCACUCCCUAUGGAAAAGCAAACUCUUAGCGAAAUAUCAGGAAAUCCCUUUCUAUCAGGUCUGGAGUGGAUGCCAAAGGAAUCUUCAUUGCACCUUUUCUCUGGAGCGCUUUAGCCUUAGCACCACAGACCUGUCCUGUAAGUUGUGUGUCAGGCAGGUGGAGGGUGAAGGACAGAUUUUCCAGCUAAACUGUGCGGCCACAGAGGAACCCAGCUGUAUUAUUGAUUAUCCUCUCAUGGAUUCAGCGAGCACCAUAACUACCAUUAUAGGACCAAGUGCUUUCAGCAUCCCUCUAACUAUUCGACAGAAACUGUGCAGUAGCUUGGAUGCCCCUCAGACGCGAGGUCAUGACUGGAGGAUGCUAGCCCAUAAACUCAACUUAGACAGGUAUCUCAAUUAUUUUGCCACAAAACCUAGUCCAACUGGAGUAAUCCUAGAUCUCUGGGAAGCGCAGAACUACCCAGACGGGAACCUCAGCACACUGGCCGCAGUCUUGGAGGAGAUGGGCAGACACGAGACAGUGGUAUCUCUGACAGGCGAAGAUAAAUAUUGAUCUUAACUAGGAAAAGACGGAGGAAUGGAAAAAUAGAUAAAGUUACCAAGCUAUAAAGACAACCUAUUGAAGAGGAAUACUGACCAAUGAGUUUUACUACUUCUAGAAAACGGACUUUGAUAUAAACCUUUCUUGUAUAUUAACACAAAAUGAAAAGGAAAAAAAAAAAACAUGCAAAGCUGUAUCUCAAAUAUUAUAAACCAACCUGAUGCUCAUUCAGUGUGUGGCUUGUUAGAGGAUUUUACAGUUUCCUAGGAAACGAAAUUUAUUGCUAUCCAGAUACAUGGAUAAACUUUCUAUACAAUCCCAGCUCAAAUGGACAUUGUUUACAUCCACUGACGGACAGGGGUUAUUGAUUCUAUCCCGUGAAUAUUUCUAUUUUGUGCAAGCCAUCUAAGUGACAAUAGUGUGCUUCUCCAGGGUAUUUUAAGGAAAGCUACAAUAUCAUUUUUUUUAAGUGAAAUUUAGAUUGGGUGCACUGAUAAUUUCCCUGUCCUGGUCAUCUGUCCCAAGUUUUUUCAUUCAAGCAAAGAGCAGGAAAUCCAAUAGUCUUAGUAUUAGGCUGGUGCCAAUGGAGGUGGCAAAACCAGAUUUUUUUUAUUUUAUUUCAGCGAUAUCACAAUCAGUCAUCAACAUCUGAGGAGCAAUAUGGCAGGAGCUAUUAUUGCUAAACACCCAUGAGCGCUAACACAAUGCUUGUAUGUUACGCUAGUGUUAGAAAGCAGUAGUUGACUAUUGGUAUUUUUAUCUUCUGCAGAAAUCAUCAUUUCACAAUAUGAGCUUUGUUUGAUUUGUCUAUGUUUGCUUUUUAUGGUUUAGCAUCAGUCACUAGAAAAGUCAAUUCAAUUCUUCAACUAUGGAAUAUGAAGUGUUGGUCAGCUACAAGCGCCAUUGUCAUUGUGUAAAUGGACAAUGUUUUUCACAUUGUUCCGUUUCAGGCUCCUUGUGCCUUUGAGAGAUUUGCCAUAAUAUGUUGCUGUUCAGUUAUAGAAAAUGACUUCUCAUUGGUCAAAGCAGUAUUGACUAUUAUACUGGGCUAUGCUUUAUGAUCUUGAGUGAUUUGUAAUAAUGUAAUAGGUAUGGACUCUGUUAGGCCUCAUGCACACAGUCAUGGACUCAAAGCCUGUAUGUAGAGCCCCUGCAAUUUUGUAUUACUGAGCCGUAAGUACUCCUUGUGCCAUAUGAUGAUGAUUUCAUAUUCUUACCUAGUAGGGGAGAAGGCCUCGGGAAUACCGCGUGCAAUAAAAUGUGCUUUUUAUACCCUCAUGGUGUUAUAGCAUGAAAUUGGAGGCCUAUGGAGGUAUAUUGGGCCCAUAAAGUACAAGAAAGAACCAUUAUACAUUCAUAUACAUGAGGCCUAUUGUCCAUCUGUCAUAUAGCUUCUAUAAGCUAACUACUAGAUGCUUAGAAGGCUUAAUAGGAAUAUUAAUCAGAGCUACAAGUCUAUUAUGGUUAUGUAUAUUACCUGCAAAUAGCAUUUAUUAGAAGGAACAUACAUUCACUGAGACUGGCAAAUGGCAGCAUCCAGGGAAUAAGAGAUACAUUUUACAUCUCCAUAGAUAAACCCUGGAAUGUUUUUAUGUAAUAAAUCUGCCUGUAGGUGAUGGCUGCUCUACUGUGAUUACACAAAUCCCACAGCCGCCUACUAUUUAUGAAUUAUAAAUGAAGAAUUUUGGCAAAAAAGUUUACUUUUUCAAAACCUAUUUUAUAAUUUAAAAAUUUAAAUUAACUGAGGUUGUUGAACCACACCAGAGACAUAGACUACAGACAACAUAGAGCUAAAUGACAUCAUUUAUAGCCAUGAAUGUUGGUUCACAGGGGGGAUUAGUGCUCUGUAAGACUAUAAAAGUAUUAUGGGUAUCACUUGUUCUGAUAUAUGACUGAACUGAAGUUUUGUCAUUCUCCAGAAAGGUUGACAUCCUAUUAGGAUAUGCCAGUAUGGUCUGGCGGGGAGGUGAUGUGGGAGAUACACUACUGAGCAAAAGUUUUGGCAGGUGAGGGAAAAAUGCUGCGAAGCAAGAAUACUUUUAACAAUAGAAGUGUUAAUAGUUUAUUUUAUCAAUUAUCAAAAUGUAACGUAAAUAAAGAGUUGGUUUGCUCAAAUCUUUCUCUUUAUGUAACCCCAGAUAGACUCAAUGAUACUGAGAUCUGUGGGGGGCCAAACCAUCACUUCCAGGACUCCUUGUUCUCCUCUACACUGAAGAUGGUCCUUCAUGACCUUGGCUGCACGUCUGGGUUAUUGUCCUGCUACAGAAUAAUAAUGUGGAUACGAUCAGAUAUAUCCCUAAUUUGAGGCAUUUUACUUUGCAGUAUUUUUUCCACACUUUUGCACAAUACUGUAUGUUUAAUCCAUCAAACAGAGAAAGACUAUAUACUAGUAUAUAGGACAUAGGAACUCCUUCAGAAAAAAUAGCAUUCAGCACGUGUGUCAGUCCCAAUGCAAUCUGAAUAGUGGAGGUGCUCUUAUCCCGGAACUCAAAGGAUUCAAUAAAUGCAGGCAGGGUAGAAGAUAAAGAUAAUACACUCAUCACCACUUGUGGCUUUAUUCAACAUGAACAUAGAUACACAUCCAAACCGACAGACACACAGAGAGCAGCAGUGGACAGGUAAAAUUGGGGGCGUAAACAGGGGCAGCAACAAGUUUGUGCACAAAGGUGCUUCCUCUGGCCCAUACGGGCCUUAUCUUCUACUCUGCCUGCAUGUACUGUUUGUUUGCUUUCAAUGGUUCAACACAUAUUAACACUGUCAUUUACAAAUGUAUGUGAUUUAAAGUUUACUUGGAGUUGGCUUUUUUGACAGAGGUUGCCUUGACUCCCUUUGCUGGUUGCACCUGAUAUGCCACUAAAAAAAAUGAGUAUAUGAUAGCGAGGGCUGUUGCCAUGCAAAAGUAAAGUUUCAUUGAUGCUCAGGCUAGUGGGCGCUCAUCUGUACAAUGUAGGGUUAACAGGAUUUUGCUAUGACCAAAUUGGAACACUCUUGAAAUUGUAUACCAUCAAAGCCCAUUCUAUACAAACACUCUUCAUAUAGACAUUUUUAUGCAGUGUGUAUGAUAAACGUGUGCCUACCAUGAUUUUUUUCCCACAACAUCUGGCUUUAGAGUUGAUAUUAUGUUUCACAUUAUGCCAAAUAUGUUAUGUUAUUAGAGCAUAUCGUAUCGGGAACGCUGUUACGUGUUGCUUGCCUUCAUAAAUCCACUUGCUUAUAAUAAAGAAUAACAUGUAUGAAAAUACAUUGAGAAUGUGGGGCCAAUCUACAUGGAUUUUUCAUUUAUGUUGUGUAUAUUCCUUUUUUUUUUUGUGCUUUUUUUUAUGUUGACAUUAAUUUAUCACCCAAAUCUAUUAUUUAAGUGUGUUCUAUAUUAAACAAUGCAUAUGCUUUUCCAAUACAAAUGUCUGCAAAUGUCUUCUUCUGGCAGAUGUGACUUUUAUUCAUGUACAGUAUUAUGUGGGCAUAGAGAUGUUGUGGCCCCUUUUAUUCUCUGUGGAUUGCUACGCUGGGAUCUUUUGCACCAAGCUUUCUGUUGGCGCUCUGGUUAUUGUAAGCAGAUGCAUUUUAUUGAAUUCUGAGUUCAUUAUUAGAAUGAGGUUACUUGGAAAUAUACAGGUCAAAGAACAAAAGAGCUUUUCUGAGGCUAUAAUAAGCUACCUUAUUUUCAGGUAUUUCUAGCCGCCACCCAGACGUCUUAACAUAGCAUUGAAAUAACAGGCUCCUGUAUGUACCGCAACUCAUUACGCUUCUUAACAGGCUGGUUAACUAAUUAUGAGAGAUUCUGUCUGAGUUCAUAAAAUUAAGGAACGAUCAAUGCUUUGUGACAGGAUACAGUAAUAGAAUCUAGGUAUUAUCUUGCCUCUCCAAAUUGGGCUCAUUAACUUAAUACACUCAUUAAAGGUACAUUCACUCUGGGAAACACAAGACUUCCUUUGGAGUUCUUUCAAACUCUAGCUCAGAUUUAUUAGGCAGCCGCACCUAUUAAAUAUAAAUUCAACCAAAAUAACGAAGAGCAUUGGAAUAUUCACUAGAAUUCUUGUAAUAGUUCCUGGUAGGGAACAUUAAGACAUUAUAUGCAGCUAAGUUCUGGAUCUCUCGUAUUACAUUCAGUGCUCUUGUCAAUCAAUAGUAAACUUGGAAAAGUAGAUGAAAUGUAUCGUAAUCACAAAUAUAUUCCCUUUGCCAAAAUGUCUGCGUGUAUCUAGAAUACCAAUAGUGAGUUCUUAUUGCUAGACAUACUAUGAAUAAUAGCAGUGUAAGGCUGGGUUCACACUACGUUUUCCCCCACACGG